Molecule: messenger RNA, 3336 nt
Organism: Marchantia polymorpha subsp. ruderalis
Lineage: Eukaryota; Viridiplantae; Streptophyta; Marchantiopsida; Marchantiales; Marchantiaceae
Source: the annotation of a GenBank genome assembly
CUAAACUCCGCAUCAUCUGAGUUGCGUGCGUGUAGGGACGACUGCGAAGCUCAUCAUCACGUUACCAACAGAGAAACAACAAUCGUGCCUGUCAUUGCUCCUUGAUCGGAGGUCGGAAUCGUGAUUGUCUCAUUGAAGCCAGAAUCGCACAUGUAAUGCCUCACAAGAAAAUGAGGUCGCUGGUCGAAAACAAGCUUGUUAAGAUCUAACAGGGAUCCCGAGACGACGUGCUCCCUCGAUCGUUCCGGCUUCUCGUUCAUCAAGUUCACGCUCAAGUCCAUUGCAAGACUCAGGACGGACCGGGCUCAUCGGGGCGCUGCUGCUUCAGUCGCAACUGGUGAGGCUCGUCCAUCCCUGUCCACGAGGCCAGAUUUCAGGACUCGAACAAUUUCAUCAGGAGCACGGAUCUGUCGCUCACGAGAAUGUCUUGUUCGAUUAUGAUCUGUGCGCUGGAAGUGGACAGAUUGCCCCUUCUCACGGGCAAUGCGAGAAGAAGGAGAGGCCUCUGAAUCUGAGCUCUCACUUUCAUGGAGUUUGCACACGACAUCGCCUUGGAUCAUUAUUCUUUUCGACAGCUUGUGACAGCUUCUGACCUAGGGAAGAAACCUGGGUCAUAGCUUACAAAUCUGGUGUAGUAUGUGAGAGGUUUCACGAUCUCGAUCUCAAGCAGAUGUUUCAAAUCACCAUUAUUCCAUGAACUUCAUGAUUCCCUACCAUUCUAAAGCUUGUCCAACAUUAAGAACUGCGUCCCUUGUUCACCCAGACGUCUGAGUACUGAGUCAACCGAAGGUGAGGGUGACAACGGUGAUGACAUCGAGGCCAUAAAAGGUCGGUCGACGCGAUCUACAACGUUCUAGACGAGCAAGCGUAGUGGCAGCUGAGGCGAGGGUCAUCCUACAGCUAUGGGGUCCGGCAGCCCUCAAGUGUCUGGUGCAACAGGAGUUCCGACCCGCAAGCCCCAAAGAUUAGCCGGAAUGACAAACAUGUUUCUGUACGCUGCUCUCGUGAUCAGUAUAUGGCAGGUGUCUCUCUUCAUCGGUCAGCAUUACUACGCUUACUACGGUAGCCAACAUGACGCUCUCACUCAUUUCAAUGUCACUCGCUACACACUCCAUCUGGGCCAGGUGCUUCAAUCUACACAGAACAGCGUUAACGAGAACUUCGAUGCAGCUCAGAACGUCACCUCGGCUCUGAUCAGUCGACUCGAGGCGCUGCAGUUUCAGGCCCAGACUUUGGAUCAUCAAGCAAAACAGAACCAUCGGGAGCUGCUGAAAGCCUUGGAGGCGGUGACCAUUCGACUGACGACUCUGGAUGAUUCAGGAUCCACGCUAAAGAUGAAUUUGACCAAGCAAGAGGAGCGACACCAGGACUUGGCACGCAGCAGCUUGGAGCUGGCUCAGAAGCUGAAGUCCAUCGAGCAGAAGCUCGAAAUCUUCCAGGACGCAAAUUUUCAGCUGCAGAGCAAAAUCUCGUCACUGGAAAAUGCCGCCCACAAAAUGCAUUCUCACAUCUCGACCCGCCUCUCGUCCAGCGUGGAGUUCAAACCUCUGAGAGACAUGAGCAAGUGGGAGAACAAGGGCGACAAUGGACUCCAUGGCUUCCUCUCGGACAUCGUCGGACGGGGGCGCAAAGAAGGACCCCCCGAGCUCUUCUACAUGCCCUCAAAUACGACUCACGGAAGGUUGUUAUGUUUGCAGGGCAACCACACCAGCAACGGGACGCUGAAUUCCUACGCAUUUGCGUAUAAGGAGGGGCUUCCCGCGGAUGCUGUCGUCCUUCCAGGUACCACAUUAAUUGCAGAUACCUAUUGGGACUUCAACAAUCCAUGGCACUCGAUGUACAAUCUCAUCCAGUUCGUGUACUGGAAGAUGAAUCCGACGUGCAAGUCCGCUGAGCGACUCUUACUCUUUCACUGGUCUGAGCUGAGGACGGACCUUGGCUACUGGAUCAAGAAUGUGUUUGAAGCUUCCAACCUUCCCACCGAGCCGGAGAGGUUGAACUACGACGGGCGCCCGGUGUGCUUCGAGAAUGCGGUGGUCAGCCGCAGCGGGAUCGGAGGUGUGCCAGGAUCCUUAAUGAAAGACAUAUACGAAGAGGUUCGAUGUACUGCUCGGAGGAAAUGUGGAGUGACGGGCUUCAGAUCCGGUCCGACGGAUGAAGUCAAGGUACGGUUGACUCUCAUGGUUCGCACAGGGGCUCGAGGCUUUGUCAAUCUGACGGACUGGCAGAAAGUCAUCGCCUCCGAGUGCCGAUCCGAGAAGGGAUGCAAAUUCACUACCAUGUUCGUCUCGAACCUCACCUUCUGUCAGCAGGUGGAGAUAAUGAGCAAGACAGACAUUUUACUAACGGUGCACGGGGCUCAGCUGACGAACAUGAUUUUCAUGAGCCCGGGAUCUAGAAUAUUGGAGAUGUUUCCAAGAGGUUGGGAAGAGUAUGCUGGCCACGGUCAAUUCAUCUACUCGCAUCUGGCCAAUUGGGUGGGCCUUCAACACGAAGGUUACUGGAGAGAUCUGAACACACCUGAGUGUCCAGCGUCGUAUGGGAACGACACCAAGAGUUGCUUCUCGUUCUACAAGGAUCAAGCGGUAGGGAUGAAUCAGACUCACAUUUCAAAUUGGGUGGGUGAAGUCAUUGAUAACUUCAAUCAUGUUCAGACUCAGGCAAUCCUUCCAGUCAGCGAGAGAGAGGAUCCUGACUUCCAAUUCUCAUGGGAUAAUUCGACGUGCGCAUGUGGGUCGUAGUGAGCGACAAUUGAGAACUAACUCACUAGGAUCUCCAAGAAGAAUGUUCCACGUCGCGCCUGUAAACAACCAUGUUCACGAUCAGAAGAACAGAAGACCGUCAUGAAGUACUUGUUCAAACCCGUGUGGAUAGAUCACUGCAUACGGUUGCAGCAGUAGGAAAUCUUAUUUGCAGCACGUAGGACGAGAUUCCAAGGAGUAUGAUAGCCAGUGCUGCUCUCAAGAGUAGAUCAUAGCUAAGGCGCGGAGAGCUAUCGUUCAAAAGCCAUGACUACAAAGGCACAUGUGAUUUGACUAUGGCUGGUGGAGGCUGACUCUGAAGAAUUAGGUAGAUUGAGGAUCACACUCUUAACAUUCUUUUUUAGGUAGAAAUCUAGCACGACAGCCCAAAGAAGUUGUGCUUGAACACAUUUAUCAUUCAUCCUGAAAGCAGUUUGGACCUGCAAUUCGUCAGACCACUGUCAUAUCAUCCUAUUUUGGCUCAAAAGGAUAGUAGACAAGUCUUACUAAUUACCAACCGGAUCAAUGGUGUAAUUCAUGAAUCUUGUAAGCAAUUUGAGAUUUGAAUCUCUACAAUCAAUGUUUCAUACUGAUU